This is a messenger RNA of Exophiala viscosa, 1005 nucleotides long. Its product is annotated as isoflavone reductase. The record is from RefSeq and is a predicted model, not a curated record. The coding region runs from base 1 to 1005 and encodes 334 amino acids. Gene Ontology annotation, molecular function: oxidoreductase activity. The transcript has 2 exons. NCBI's taxonomy places the organism in Eukaryota, Fungi, Ascomycota, Eurotiomycetes, Chaetothyriales, Herpotrichiellaceae.
AUGGCACAGCAGUACGCUAAAGACCAGCCUCACGGCUUCAAGAACCACGUGGUGAACAUCGCUGUUGUGGGUGCAGGAGGCCGCAUCGGCGAAUACAUUGCCAAAGAACUCGUCAAAGGAGGUAAGCACAAAGUCACAGCCAUCACUCGACCCGACAGUACCAGUAAACUCCCCGAGGGCCUGCACGUCGUCAAAGUUGACUACAAUGAGACUUCGACCCUGGUCGAUGCUCUCCGUGGCCAAGACGCUCUGAUUAUCACCAUGGCCGUGACGGCACCGCCCGACACCGAAGCCAAAAUCAUCCAAGCCGCGGCCGAUGCUGGAGUGCCGUGGAUCAUGGCCAAUGACUGGGGCGUCGACUACACGGAUGCAGGCGUUGCCAAAGACACAAUGUUAGGCGAGCGUCGGCAUAAAGUGCACGCGCUGAUCGAGUCGCUUGGCAAAAGCUCCUGGAUCUCACUUGUGUGUGGAUUCUGGUACGAGUUCAGCCUGGGCGGGUCCGCGGCGCGGUAUGGGUUUGACUUUGCGAACCGCAGUGUGACAUUGUUCGACGACGGCAACACCAAGAUCAAUCACAGCACGUGGGAGCAGUGCGGGCGCGCCGUGGCCGCUGUGUUCAGUUUAAAGGUGCUGCCCGACGAUGCGAGUGACAAGAGCCCGACCAUCUCCCAGUUCAGAAACGAUUACGUGUACGUGUCCUCGUUCCUGGCGAGUCAGCGGGACAUGUUUGACUCGGUUCUGAGGGUGACUGGGACGAGUGAGAAGGAUUGGACAAUCAAGCAUGAGGACGUGAAGGAGCGAUAUAAGAAGGGUGUCGAGGAUAUGAAGAGCGGGAAUAUGGAGGGAUUCGUGCGCCUGUUGUACUCUAGGUUGUUCUACCCCGAUGGAUGUGGCAAUCAUGAGGCCAGCAAGGGGUUGCACAAUGACGUUCUGGGAUUGCCGAAGGAGGAUCUUGAUGAGAGGACGAAGAUUGCUAUUGAGAGGGGUGAGAAGGGUCUGUUGUGA